CUAAAAUGAUUGUUUAAAACUUGGCCUUAUAACCUAAUGACUGUACAGAAAGAGAAAAAAGAAAAAGAAAAAUGAAGCAUCAAGUAGAAGCCACACAUGCAAACUGUAUAAAAUGACCACAGAUUUUGUUUCAGUCAGCGUGACUGUCAUAUUCCCAUAUGCUGCCAAUUGUUCAGACAGAAAAAGAGCUGACGGUGUCUGCUGAAAAAGGAUGGUCUAGUUAUUUCACCUAAUUUUGCCACCCUUAUAACACAAUGCAUGCAUUGUGGGUUGUUUGAAUUCUAUAGGCCCCCAGAGACAAUCGGGUCGCUGAACUGCCACUAUUUAGGGGGCUUUACCUUUGUCAACAGUGCAAAAUACCUCAGGGGGCCAGUAUGUUCCUGCUCACCUCUUCAACAAUGAAUUCAAAUGUUUCCUGGUCUGCUGUAGAGUUGGGCACAGUGGGGUGGGGGGGGUGUUUCAGUUCAACAGUGAGUUAUCCGAUCUGAGAUGGACUCACAUGGAGAAGAGGACCUUGGGCGCACGGCGGAGGCCUUGUGUUUGGAGGUCAGGCCUCUGCAGAGGGACAGACUUGGAACCAGACUAGCCCACAGGAAGACUUUCAGUCUGGACUACACAAAUGCCCACCAGGUAGUUCAUUACAGGGGGCAAAACUCCCCACGAGGAUACUCUGAUCUGCACUUUCCAGACUGUGAUCUCCAGGCAGGGCAUAUGCUGAGGUCCACAGCCAGACAACAGGCCUCCACAUCCCCAUGCCAUAGGACAAGCCCUCCUCCCUAUGGCAGGACUGUGAUGCUUUCGAGGAGGUCUGAUCUAGAUCCUGUUAUGUCGGAUAUUAUUAGAGGCUCACGCAUCUCUCGUGAGGAUCAGGAAGCAGGCAGCUCCUUCAACCGCAGAGCUCCUCUGAUGUCUCUCAGCAGCUCUGAGGAGGAACAGGAGGCUGGAGAACAGGCUGGCAGAGCUCCAGCAGGGCUCAGCGUGACUUCAUCCCUGCUAACACCCACUCCCACUGGGGAACGCAGGCUGGGUAAGAGAGAGAGGAAGCAACUGAAGAGCCUGAGGAGGAGACAGAGGAGGAGAGAGCUCUGCAAACAGAGCCAGCAGCAGGAGAACGUGCAGCACAUUAUAAAGCAGAAUGAUCACCCACAGAUAAUUCAGAAUUGAUCAUUUUCCAGCAGAGGGCAUCUUUCAACAAUCAACAGAUUCUGCAUUAGUGGUUCUGAAUAUACUGCAAUAAACUCAUGAGCAUUAAUGCUCACUCUAUCAAUGAUGUACAAUUUCA
Carassius auratus (goldfish) is the source of this 1282-nucleotide messenger RNA. Its product is annotated as E3 ubiquitin-protein ligase RNF180-like. The coding region runs from base 490 to 1164 and encodes 224 amino acids. The transcript has 2 exons. NCBI's taxonomy places the organism in Eukaryota, Metazoa, Chordata, Actinopteri, Cypriniformes, Cyprinidae. The record is from RefSeq and is a predicted model, not a curated record.